Aureobasidium melanogenum CBS 110374 is the source of this 1401-nucleotide messenger RNA. RefSeq names its product FAD dependent oxidoreductase. Gene Ontology annotation, molecular function: oxidoreductase activity. Gene Ontology annotation, cellular component: cytoplasm. The transcript has 3 exons. Lineage: Eukaryota; Fungi; Ascomycota; Dothideomycetes; Dothideales; Saccotheciaceae. Bases 1 to 1401 code for a protein of 466 amino acids. The record is from RefSeq and is a predicted model, not a curated record.
AUGAACACCUUGUGGUCCUUCUUUGGCAAGGGCACCCAAACUGACCAAGACGAAAGUAUUUCGUCAGAAACUCCGGACGGUCUUCCAGUCCCAAACAGUACUCUUUCGUACUGGCGAUCAGAUCUGCACCCCAUAGACUCUCGUGGCCAGUACGAAAAGCCACCCUCAGAAUGUGAUAUCGCAAUCAUUGGAGCCGGUAUGACGGGUGUCAGCACAGCCUAUCACCUCUCGCGACUCCAUACUGCAGACGACUCGGGAAAGAAGCCCUCCAUUGUUGUUCUUGAUGCUCGCGAAGUCUGCUCUGGAGCCACAGGACGCAAUGGCGGCCAUUCUAAAGUACAAGCUUUCACGAUGGGCAAGAUGAUCAGGAAUUUCGGCGUCGAUGCUGCCAACGAAUUUGCCGCUUUCGUAUCCGCUCAGAAAUAUCUCAUGAAAGAUGCAGUUGACCGGGAAGAGUUGACCUGUGAGUUCGAGAUGCGGCGCAGCUAUGAUGUUUUUAUCGACCAGGAAGAGGCAGAAGCAGCAGAGAAUUUGUAUCGUACCGCCACAAAGGAAGGUCACGGCUGGGUGAGAGAUUUUGACUUCGUGGAGUCUCGGGUUGCUGAGCAACAGGUUACUUCUAUCCAAGGUGCAAAGGCUGCUCUUAGUAUGCCGGUCUGUUCCCUUUGGCCCUACAAAUUCGUGACGCAGCUCAUUUGCGGCAUGAUCAACAAGAGAGCAGCAACAUUGUACACUCACACUCCUGUUCUCUCCAUCCACUCCUCUGGUCCCUCGUCGACUAUCCUUCAUACGCCCAAGGGUACUAUGAAAACCAAGAAACUCAUCUUCGCCACCAACGCCUACACUCCUGCCAUCUGUUCAUUAUACAAGAACGAAAUCAUCCCGUACAAAGGAACAGCCUGCCAUAUCGCACCAGAAAAACCAAUAUCUCCACACUUGAACAACACUUACAACAUCUACCAUGAUCAUCCAGCAGACCAAGCCACACAAGUUGACUAUCUGAACCCACGACCGGACGGCGGCAUUGUAGUCGGUGGUGCAAAGCAUCUCUUCGAAUCUGAUAAGGACUCGUGGUACAACACCACAGACGAUAGCGCAUUGCUUCCCAACGUCCGGCCCUACUUUAAGACAUACAUGCAAUCUAAUUUCAGAGGCUGGGAGAAAAGCAAGGCCAAAGUGACACAUCUUUGGACGGGUAUCCAAGGUGAGACUAAAGAUGGCUUCCCGUUUGUGGGUAAGGUGCCCGGAAAGGAGAACUGGUUCGUUGCUGCUGGGUUUAAUGGUGGUGGUAUGACUUUUAUCUUUUCUUGUACUGAGGGGUUAGCAAAGAUGGUGGAAGGCAAGACUUAUGAGGAGACUGGGCUGCCGAAGAUGUUUGAUGCUGCGAGGAUGGGAAGCUGA